AUGAAUUGGAAUAAAUUUUUUUCCCGUACAUCAGAUCAGACAAAUAAUGAAAAUGAAAAUGAAACGGAAACGGAUGAUGAUAAGGACGUCACUGAUAGUAAUGUAACUGGAUCUACUGAUAAAUAUUCACAUUUUCUAGGAACGCAUUUUCAAAAAUUUUCGCAUAAUGGCUUACUGCAACGAUUUAUUCAAGUGACUUUUUUGAUAAUUAAUAUUGUAACAUUUCUUGCAGGCAUUGUUGGCAUUGUAACCUCUACAUGGAUUUUCACAGAUAGUAGAAUAAUGUUAAGAUUGAUAGAUCAACACUUUUUUAUUACAAUAUUAUUAUUUAUAAGUUUAAUUGCCUCAUUAGUAUCAUUAUUGGGAAUUCUUGGUUUACUUCGAAGAAGAAGAAAAUUCUUGAACAUUUAUGGUAUUUGUUAUUCGAUAUUUCUAUGCAUUAUAUUUAUCAGCGCCAUAAUGAGUUUUUGGAUUUUCGAAAAAAUUACCAAAAGAAUUCAGGACGAUAUGAGCGCCGCCAUUGAAAACUAUCAUUCUUCAUCGUUGAGUAGAGAAGCUUGGGACAAUACCCACAGAUAUUUAAAGUGUUGUGGAAUAAAAUCCGCAAAGGACUGGACCAAGUAUCGUGUUGAUAUUCCGAAGAGUUGUUGUCUCGGAUCUAUCGAAGAAUGUUUACAAAUGACGGAAGCGGUAUCUUAUAAAUCAGGAUGUCUGAAAAACGCUGUGUUAUUACUCAAGUCUCAUAUGCACACGAUUAGUAUGUCCGUGCUAUUGAUUUUUAUAACUACAGUGAGUCGAACGAUUCCUCAUUGCGAAUAUAGACAAUUCAAAAACAUUCAAUUGACUUUUCAUUUCAGUUAAUGAGUUUUCUUCUCGCGCUCUGUAUACUUGCUAAAAUGAAGAAAGAAGACUGAAAUUUCCAAAUCAAAAACAUCAGAACACACGCAAAACGAUAUUUUAUUCGGAAUGAGACGAAGGUGAACGAGGAUCAAUGACUAUAGAUAAGAGAAUAACAAACUAUAAAACGUUUUCCCGCUUUUAUUAUCAUAUAUAGAUCAUAUAUUUUCUGAAAACACUUAAUAUAUUGUACUUAUGAUAGUAAUAUUGUAAUUGUUACUGGACAUGCUGGUUGGGUUUUCGCGACACACGUGUACGACAACGGAAUUGUUUCGAAAAAAUUUUUUUUUCUUGUCUCUCUCUAAUAAAUGGAACCAUCGAUCGAUGGAUGGCAGUUCGAGAUGGCAGUCGUUGAAAAAUUUUUUUUCAUCGCGCGAUACGGAUGAAUAUAAUACGUUUAUAAAAAUUGUCUGACCAUCGUUCGCUUUCAUCCUCGAAAAUGGACUUUUUAUUGCACGCCGAAUUUACCGAAAUUGAUCAUAAUAUUAAUAAUAGUAGGCAAAGUUAUAACGAGAAUAAUCUCGCCGUUAUAUUAUGCGACGCGAAAUAUUGACAUCGUAAUAAUUCGUCGAACGCGAUACAGAGUAUAUCUUUUGUCUUUAUCUCUCCCAUCGUUACUGGGCUACGCGAGCAGCACGUGUGCUUUGCAUCUCUUAUUUUUUUUAACCCACGAAUUAUCUCUUAUCAUAACCAUGUACAGUAAUCCCUGGAUAAGUGUCCACUUUUUUUCAUAGAAAUUAUAUUCUUUAUCUUUUUUAUUAAUUAUAAUAAAUUGCAAAAAGUAAUAAUUUAAUAUGUUUCCCAGAUUAUCGACGGACUCACCAUCAAAUCUAAAUUCUUCAGCUUAAUACUUAUUUCUUUGGGCUAAGCAAUGAAAAAUAAAAUUGAAGAAUGUAAAAAUUCAAUAUCAUCAUUAUUUGUCUUAUAAGUAGGUAUUUCAAUAUAUUUAAAGUUAUAUAAUUAAAAUAAACUCUAUCUUAUAUUACUCAUAUAAUUAAGUAAUUAUUUAUUUCAUAUUAUUUGAAAUUUCUUUUGAAAUUCGUAAUUUUUUUAUAUAAACUCUGGAAUAAAUUUUAAUAAAUUGAUAUAGAUUUCAUUCCUCGUGAAUUCGAUUGACGGACGUUUAACCAGGUAUUACUGUAUACAUAUACAUAUAAUACCUACUUACAUACUUCUGUAUCCGCAUACGUGUUACGUGUACAUGUGUUGAGACACAUGCACCAGUCUGAUGUGUGUUGGGUAUGUGUGUGUGUGUACGUGUAUAGAGAGACAUUGAUCAGAGGACAGGGCUGUGGGCGCAGUUUCCAGGCAAGUUCCAUCCAAUUACAGAUAUAUUAUAUCAUAGCAAACAUCGUGACUAUUUACAAUAAAUACAGUCGAUUAGAUUAUAUAAAUAAAAUAUAUCGUAUCGUUAGUUUAGGUUUACAGCAACACGUGACAGUAAACAAUUAGAUCAGCGGCGAAGUAGCAUAAUCUACUUAGGGUAGUGGUCGUAGUAGCUGUAGCAUGACUGAUUGCGCAUUCAUUCUUCUCAUCUUUCUCACAUACGUUUCUUUCAUGCAUACAUUCUCUCCAAUUUUUCUUUCAUUUCUCUCUCUCUCUCCCUCUCUCUCUCUCUCUCUCUCUCCCUCUC
This is a messenger RNA of Apis cerana (Asiatic honeybee), 2530 nucleotides long. RefSeq names its product leukocyte surface antigen CD53. Gene Ontology annotation, cellular component: membrane. Lineage: Eukaryota; Metazoa; Arthropoda; Insecta; Hymenoptera; Apidae. The record is from RefSeq and is a predicted model, not a curated record.